CCCAUUUAAGGUGCGGCAGGUGAACAGGUGCGAGCAAGAGCAGCGACCCAGUUUAAAUUCACUCCAACUACCGGCGUUGUGUGACUUUCUUCUCGCUAAACCAAGGAAUACAAGCAGAUAUUUUGUCAGAGGAGUGAUUUUAUUGAACUUUUGUCAAAGAAACGUCGUGUUUUGUUUUUUUUAAAUCGAAAACAGCUGCUUUUUAUUUUUACUUUUUUUUACAUAUAUAUUUAAUUCGUAAAAGCAAGUGGGGGGAACGAUGGCCCACUCCGGUAUGCAGAUUUUGGGGUUCGCUCUCGGCCUCCUUGCGGUGUUUGGACUCAUCAUUGGAACCAUUUUGCCCCAGUGGAAGAUGUCCGCCUUUGUUGGCUCGAACAUCAUCACGGCGGUGUCCAUGUACGACGGAUUAUGGAUGUCCUGCGCGUUCCAGAGCACGGGCCAGAUCCAGUGCAAAGUGUACGACUCCAUCCUGCAGCUCAACGGUGCUCUCCAGGCAACACGCGCCCUCAUGGUGUUGAGCAUUGUGGUCUCUGUGGCUGGUCUGGGUGUAGCUUGCAUGGGAAUGAAGUGCACCACCUGUGGUGGAGACGACAAAGUCAAAAAGAGUCGCAUUGCCAUGGCUGGAGGCAUCAUCAUGCUGGUUGGAGCUCUGUGCGCCAUCGUGGCCUGCGGCUGGUACACGAACGACAUCGUCCAAGCUUUCUACAACCCUUUCACUCCCGUCAAUUCAAAGUAUGAGUUUGGCGCCGCUAUCUUCAUCACCUGGGCCGGUGCCUUCUUGGGUCUCAUUGGGGGGUGCAUGUUGGCUGCAUCGUGCCCAAGACAGACAUCAAUUCCUGCUAAAGGCAGAUAUCCUCAAUCAACAGCAUCCUCCAUACCACUCAAGAGUCAUGUUUGAACCACCCGGACUUUGUUUUAACUAAAAUACUGUUUUUUUUGUUUUGUUUUUUUGUAUUAGUUUUAGCUCUGCGAUGGGGAGAAUGGAAAAUACUCAUGCAGUCGAUUUUAAAUGCUGCAUUUUAGUUUCUGCAGGGCUCCUCUUGUCAUGUUACUGUAUAUCUUAAGGAACUCAUUAAAGUUUUUAAAUGUCAGUUUACUGUUAAUGUUUUGUUUUUGGGGCCCCGUCUUGUUUUAUACCCCUGUAUCAUGUUGUGGGCAUAUCUGCAAAGCACACCUUCAGUGAAACCAAUGCAGAUCCUUUCAAUUUUAGUUUUUUUCCCCACUGUGGCAUUGUGUUGCUAUUGUCUGAGCAUGGAGCGCACUGAAAAGAUCAGAUUGUAACAGCCUAAACGAUGUGCUAUUGUCAUAAUCAGUGAAGACGUACCCCUAUAUCUAACAAAGUUAUGAUUGUUUCCAAAUGUACAUUAAGUCGAGCCUUCCAAGCCUCAAACCACAUUUAAUGCUGUUGUUGGGUUUAGAGGAUUGGCUAAAAUUUCAUCAAUGUUCUGCAUAAAGUUGCUUGUGAUUUUAUCCUUUUUUAUACUUUUAAAUUUGUGUAUAUAAUAAAGAGUGAAAAAUCAAAUUGAAAGGAA
Messenger RNA from Oryzias latipes (Japanese medaka), 1532 nucleotides. It is a transcript of the gene cldn2, whose product is annotated as claudin 2. Gene Ontology annotation, molecular function: structural molecule activity. Lineage: Eukaryota; Metazoa; Chordata; Actinopteri; Beloniformes; Adrianichthyidae. Gene Ontology annotation, cellular component: bicellular tight junction; membrane. The record is from RefSeq and is a predicted model, not a curated record.